Oncorhynchus nerka (sockeye salmon) is the source of this 3796-nucleotide messenger RNA. Its product is annotated as alpha-(1,6)-fucosyltransferase-like. Gene Ontology annotation, molecular function: glycoprotein 6-alpha-L-fucosyltransferase activity; protein binding. NCBI's taxonomy places the organism in Eukaryota, Metazoa, Chordata, Actinopteri, Salmoniformes, Salmonidae. Gene Ontology annotation, cellular component: Golgi cisterna membrane. The record is from RefSeq and is a predicted model, not a curated record. The transcript is spliced from 11 exons. Bases 835 to 2646 code for a protein of 603 amino acids. Gene Ontology annotation, biological process: protein N-linked glycosylation.
UCCUCGCUCUUCCCAUUGGAAUCGCAGUAGCAGAAUCAGAGUGCUUACAGUAUGUAGGCUAUGUGACUGCCAGACCCCUCUUUCUCUCUGACACCGAUGCGGUGGCACUAGGUAGCAGAUUGUCAAACUGCGGGGUGAGGAGCCGCGGAGGAGACGUAAACCCAAUAAUCAGUGCCACAGGGCCGUCUAUCAACGUGGCUGCAGUACAGCAAUCUGACACUGGCAUGCGCACUGCAGUUUAGAGUCAAUUCGAGUCUCCUCAACUGGAGCCACAGGCAGCAGUGACUAUUCCGAUAACAGCCGUCCCCAGUUCCUGUUUCCGCCGCAGCUUUUUCCAACCGAAUUUUGGACCAAAACAUCGCCGCUGCGUCAGACUUCAACUUCGUCAGGCCUCCCCUCUCGGAUCUCCCGGUGUGUCAAGUGAAGAAGCCAGGCCAAACACAUGAAGUAAUCAGGACCGGAGGAAAAGGUGACAUGUACAAACCAGGUGCAACCAGCAAGGGGCAAGGAGUGGAACGAUAAACACACAGUCACCAAGGAGCACGAAAAAACAGGAGGUGGAGACCCCUGCAGGACAGGAUAGGAACAACAGCCAGGAGCCUUAGUCAGUCAGUGAACCCUCUGAGGAGAAAAACAUGCUCUAGCACAAGAAGAGGGGACUGGUCGGAAUACUCACCAAAGAAACACCCAAUUGUAUCCCCUUUCACGCCUUCCACAAAACCCCUCGUCUCUCUUACUACCUCCCUCCCCCUGCCCUGCGGUGCCAGAGAGGAUGCCCUGGUGGGUAUUGUGACGGGGCGCGACGGUGUGUGUGGGUGGCCAGGCUGAACUACGAUGCGGCCCUGGGCGGGCUCGUGGCGCUGGAUCACCCUGGUGUUGCUGGCGUGGGGCACGCUGCUCUUCUACAUCGGGGGCCAUCUGGUGAGAGACAGCGAACACCCUGAGAGAUCCAGCCGCGAGCUAUCUAAGAUCCUGGCCAAACUGGAGCGCCUCAAGCAGCAGAACGAGGACCUGAGACGCAUGGCAGAGUCCCUCAGGAUACCUGAGGGCAAAGUAGAAGAGGGAGGGGCCCUGGCUGUGGGGAGACUACGCUCGCUGGAGGACCAGCUGACCAGAGCCAAGCAGAAGAUCCACAGCUUCCAGAGACUGACCGGAGAUGGUCCAGGCCCCACCCAGGAGGAGCUGAGGCGGAGGGUAGAGAACGGUGUGAGGGAGCUCUGGUACUUUGUCCGCAGCGAGGUGAAGAGCCUGGGCCAUGUGGAGGCCGGGGAAAGGCCCAGACAGGCUGACACCCUGCUACAAGACCUGGGACACCAGCAGAGGUCUAUCAUGACAGACCUGUACUACCUCAGCCAGGCUGAUGGAGUGGGAGACUGGAGAGUGAAGGAGGCCAGGGACCUGUCUAACCUGGUGCAGAGCAGGAUCACCUACCUACAGAACCCCCAGGACUGCAGCAAGGCACGUAAGCUGGUGUGUAACAUCAACAAGGGCUGUGGCUAUGGCUGUCAGCUGCACCACGUGGUCUACUGCUUCAUGAUCGCAUACGGCACCCAGCGCACCCUCAUCCUGGAGUCCCACAACUGGCGCUACGCCACAGGUGGCUGGGAGACCGUCUUCCACCCCGUCAGCAACUCCUGUACCGACCGCACUGGGGUGUCUACAGGGCACUGGUCAGAUUUGUAUAAACCAAGGAUAGGACCCAAGAGGAGGCCAGUUGGAUCAAAUAAGGGUGAGGCCCAUGACAAGGACAUCCAGGUGGUGGAGUUACCCAUCGUGGAUAGCCUACACCCCCGCCCCCCGUACCUGCCCCUGUCCAUCCCGGAAGACCUAGCCCAGCGUCUACACCGUCUCCAUGGUGACCCGUCUGUGUGGUGGGUGUCUCAGUUCGUUAAGUACCUGGUGCGUCCUCAGGCCUGGCUGGAGAAGGAGAUUGCAGACACCACAGCCAAGCUGGGUUUCAAGCACCCCAUCAUAGGGGUCCAUGUUCGACGGACAGAUAAGGUGGGGACGGAGGCUGCGUUCCACCCUAUAGAGGAGUAUAUGGUGCACGUGGAGGAACAGUUCCAACACAUGGCCAGACGCAUCCACGUGGACAAGAAACGAGUCUACCUGGCAACAGAUGACCCCUCACUACUGCAAGAGGCUAAGACGAAGUACACUGACUAUGAGUUCAUCAGUGAUAACUCCAUCUCGUGGUCAGCCGGCCUUCACAACCGCUACACCGAGAACUCUCUGAGAGGAGUCAUCCUAGACAUACACUUCCUGUCCCAGACCGACUUCCUGGUCUGCACCUUCUCCUCACAGGUGUGCCGCGUGGCCUACGAGAUGAUGCAGACGCUGCACCCGGACGCCUCCUCCUUCUUCCACUCGCUAGACGACAUCUACUACUUCGGUGGUCAGAACGCCCACAACCAGAUCGCCAUCUACCCCCACCACCCCCGCAGCCCUGAAGACAUACCCCUGGAGCCCGGUGACGUCAUCGGCGUGGCGGGGAACCACUGGGAUGGCUACUCGAAAGGGGUCAACCGUAAAAUGGGCCGCACCGGCCUCUACCCGUCCUACAAAGUCAAGGAGAAGAUCGAGACCGUAAAGUACCCCACGUACCCUGAGGCAGACAAGCUGCUCUCAAACUCCCAACAGAAGUGAAGAAGAAAGGGAAAGAUGAAAAUAAAAAUAGAGAAAUAGACUCUGAAUCAGUGAUAGAACAGGGGGAAAGGGGGGGGGGGGUCGUGUUUAGGCUGCACUGAGAGUCUGUGUGUGUUGUGUGUGUGUGUGUGUGUGGGUCUGUAAAUUAUGGAAUCUUGCAGCUGCCACUACAUCGUCCCCGUGCACACAGAUUAUGAUGAAAAGUAUCAAUCAAACAUUGAUUUCAAACGAACCGGAAAACAAUUAAACGCCCGUAGCCGACAACGUGGACUGGGAAUGGAACUAGCAAAUCGGGUCGAGCCUUGGAUCAAGGGCUGAAAAACAAUUAUAAACUGGAAGAAAAAAACAUGUUUUCAUUUUUAUUCAAUUAUUUUGGUGGUUUUAAUUCUAUUCUUGUCUUAUUUCUUCUCUCCUGUGUUCAUUAAAUGUACUGUAUCUUGUAUCUUCCCCUUGCCAUAUUCACUCACUGCGUUCCUCCCCUCUCCUUUUGCUCCAAUAGCACUGUCCAACAUCUAGUCUUUCAUGUGCAAUUCCUUUUAUACCACCUUAAUGUCUUUUUAACAAGUGAUUUGAUUUUAACGUGCGUGUGUCUGUUUAGGGGGCAUGACAUGGUGCCUGUCAUCAGUGAGAGGUGUCCUUAUGUCCUUAUUCCUGACUGAAUAGUUGUGUUGUGCUCAAUGAGACUGGUGGUGACAGUUGGACCCUUAGCAGGAACUUGAACCGUGAACUAUGGUGACCAAUAAGUGAAGAUUGAUGAUGGUGAACAAUGUUGAUCUAUGUUGAACAAUAAUACUCUAUGGUGACCUAUGAUUACCUUUGAACUAUGAUGACCUGUAAUGAUCUACGGUGAACUACAGUGCACACAGGAGCACUCUUUAGGCUCACCAAACAAAGCACUCCACUGAGCUAAUGUCCUUUUGACAUCUCUACGUCCGUCUAAGUCCAUCUGUUUGUUUGUUGUAUUUUUUUGUUACUAACAUUACUGUUGGAAAUAUGAGGUGGGGGGGAAAGAGAUGCCUAUGUUGAAAUUGAUAAUGCUAUGUCAUAAGAGGUUUGUAAUCGACCGUGAUAAAGAACUUUGUCAUAGCUUAUGUUCUGGGGGCAUUUUCUUUGAUAACAACCACUGAUCGAGUAAACUUGACAAACCAAG